GCGAACGUACGUUCAAAGCCGGCGAGAGUUUUCCUCCUCAGUUUCACCUCGACCACGGUACGGUACGGAUUGGAUUUUUCUUCGCUUAUUCGCCUCGCUCGAGGGCCCGUGUGUGAGUGUGUGUUUUUCUUUUUCGUUCUUCUUCCUCUUCUACCGAUACACUUUCUUGCAUCCUAUCUCUACCGCUGUCAGUAAAUUUAACCAACUGGUGGAGAAUGUUGUAGCUGUGUGUGUGUGUGUGCCUGUGUGUAUGUUGAUGAUUCGAGCUGUCUGAUCUCAUUCGAAACGCCGGAGGAAACGUUGAUUUUUCCGUGUCUAGCUGUGAACCGUUCUUAACCAAUCGCUGUACCACUGUUGUUGUGUGAGGGAGCGUGUGUGUGUGUGCGUGGUACGGGAGCAGUGCUCGGGGUAGCCGCAAACGAGUGGCAUUAUUAUCUACGGACCGGCAACGGGCCGAGUUAAUUCCGGCGGUAUGCUUUGGCGCGCCCAACUGCCCCAAGAUGCUGCCCGCGGAGGCAAAGAGAUGAAUAAUAUGCUGUGCCGUUCGUUCUUUGUCGAUUUCGCCCGCUCUUGGUGAAAUCGUUCGAGUGUCGCUUGGUUUGUGCUAGGUUUGCGAGUGUACCGAUAAUCGUGCCAUUUGCGCUGAACGUUCUAAAACGAGCCGCUCGAGCUAAGUUUAAAGUCGGCAUUUCCUGCAACAUCUCCUAGCGAGUGGUCGCCGUACGUAUGCUGGUGUGUGUGCGAGUGUUUGCCUGUAUAUAUUUUGUGGUAAAUUGCCGAGCGAAGGAAAAAAAAUAUCUUCAGUGUUUGAUUAUUCAAUCUUAUCUACGUGAAGUGGACCUACGAAGAGAGAUAGUGUAUAGUUCGCUAAAAAAAAUGCUAAGCAGCUUGUCGGUUUGAGAAGCAAUUCGUGCCGGGUGCCGGCAAAACCGAGCAGAAGUGAAAGCAUAAAUCAUGGAAAUGGAAAUCAUGUGCGAAAACUACGUUGCGGAAGCAAAUUGAUUUUUAAGCAGCACCCACACCCACAGUAGCGGGAGGGAAAAUCGAAGAAAAAUCGUCUACAGAUGUGCGACGUGGAGAGACAGUGACAGGGGUGAAGCAGUCGAAGGAUUGGCUCUGACCGGUUCCACCAAUACAGAGGAGACGUUCAACAAGGCACAAGAAUUCUUAACGCACAAAGACAACGCCACCAGACAUCAAAAAGGAGAAGCAUUACUAGUCGGCAAAUAUCGUACGGAAUAAGAAAAGGAAACGCUGAACGGAUAUAAAUUUGCUGUAGUAGUUGUUGGAUUUGUGCCCGGAAUAAAACUACCAGUAAUUGCGUUGCUUACAUUCAACCAAAAUCAGCAGUGCGAUUUCACUUUCGCUUGUAACCACUACCUCAAUAUCGCGGGUAACGGUGCCAGCUAGUGAGUACAAAUAGUGGAUUCGUUCGCAGCAUCACACCUAGCAUCUGUUACGCGUCCGGAACAAUCAAUGUCAACAUGGCGCUCGUUAUGCUUCCGUGCGAUCUACCCUGGUGGUCCAACGUGCAGAAGAAGCUGGCCCAAAUCGAAGAAUCCAGCUGCCUGGACGUGGUGAUAGAUGUGAUGCAGAAGCUGCAUGAACUAUGCAAUGUCAGCCUGGACCCGGACGAGGAUGGCAAGGAUACGUCGGUGUUCGAUGGAUUGCGCCACUUUGUCGAGCGCACGAUGGACGCCUCGGAGCGGGACCACUUCCUCGGGCACACGAUCAAAGCGCUGGCACGGCAUGCCCGCAACCUUAAGCAGUAUCGGCCGCCGCGGGGUCUCAGCUUCAGUUUGCAGCAGCAGGCGGACAGUUACGAGCUGAGCUAUCGGCUGGUCGCGUCCCUGCUGGCCAACGCGUUCUUUUCGACAUUUCCAAAACGUACUGAAAAAACACACCCCACGUUACAAGACUUUAACUUUACACACUUUUUUAGAGGUUUAGUAGACAAUGCCGUGCAGAGGGCAAAGUUCCGCAGCUUCCUGUACUACUUCGAUUGGCUGGAGCGCAGCGGGACGGCACUGGACGGUUCGCUGCGAGUGUCCCGCAAGGUGAUGACGGGCAAGCAGUGGCUCACGAUCGAGGAUUGGCUGGAGUGCGAGCUGCCCCUGUGCGACGUCGAGAUACGCCACGAGGGCAAGCUGGACAAGGCCGAUCCGGAAAUGCUGCAAACGGUGUUCGCUAGUGCGCGGCUUGGUGGCGAUGUGCUGGCCGACGGCGACACGCAAGAGUCGAUCCAGUUCUGUACCUUUCCCGAGCUACUCGCGGUACUGCUGUACGUGGAGUCGCUCGAGGACAAUGAGUCGCUCCAGAUCGAGAAUGUGCAUCACGUGGCGCGGAUCGUCGAUCCCCGGCAGAAGGGACCACUGUUGGAGCGAAUCGCGGAACCGAAAGCGACGAGCCUGUGCUGUAUCGACGCAGAGAACUACCGGGCGUUGCCGUCGCAGCAGUUCGAGGAGGACGACAUACUGCGGGAGUUGAACAAGUGCCUGUUGGCGUUCCGCCAGAACACAUCCUGCCCAGUGGCGCUGGGUGAGCCGCCGACGGUUCCAGCGGCAAAAGCGGGAGACAAGCGGACUGGGGCAGGGCUGAAGCUUGAUCAGCUAGAAACAGUGUCUAGCAAAGGGCGUCUGUCACCGAUCGGAGAGCGGGAUCGGGAAGGGUCGACGCCGGGCUCGCCAGACGUCUAUACGACGAUCUUCAUUCGGCAGGCAACACCGAACUCGAAGCGCUCGAGCAGUGACUCGAACAAACUAGAGAAGGACAUAAACAAGCGGCGAUCGUGGCUAUCGCCGGAACGACCAAACGCACCGUCCGUAUGCUCCGGCACUGGUUCGAACCGUCGGGGGAAGUUUAUCAUUCUCGGUUCGUCCGGCGAGUGUCUGCCAGUGAACCGACAUCCGCUACGCAUCCCGGACAGCUAUCAGCAGCAGCAGGGGUUGACGCGGCCCGACACACUAUCGAGCUGUGGUUCGAGCCAGGACGAGUUCCACAGCGCGAAGGACAGCUUCGACGAGGACGACGAGGAUGGACUGCGGGCGCACGCGUACACGUCGGAGCUGGAUACGCCCGAGCGACGGUACGAGUUUGCACAGAAGCUGCGGGCGGCUUUAGAGCAUGACCGAACGAACGGACUGUCGGGGAGCACGGACGAUAGCAGCUAUGCGGUCGGGAUCAGCGUGGCGGGAUCGCAGAUCCGUGAUCAGGACAUCCGCGUCAGGCGCGGCGGAUCCUGCGGCUUCGUGCUGGACGGCUCGAUGGAUAGCAACUACGAUGAGCUGGAAUGGAAUGGGCAGUCACAGGAAAAGACAGCUGGUGGACCACAGCAGAACGGGACGCUAGAACGGAAGGGAACCAAUGAGUCGUCCAAGUACAGUUUUGAUUCGGAUCUCGGCUCGGAGCUGGAGGAGGUGUAUGAAAAGUUUGCCAAGUGGCUUGAAGAACCAAUAAGUACCGACAAGCCAAAAAAGCUGGAUGCCCGGGACGAGGCUGUGCUGAAGUUUGCCAACUCAUUGCUCAAGCGCACGCUCAGCGAGAGCUUCGUGGGCAUUCCGUUCACCGAGGAGUGCCUGACGAGCGGGAACGCAUCCGGUACCAAUUCGACCGGUUCACACAACGCUGCCGGAAGUGGAGGGACCGGAUCGCUGGGCCAGAAGGAAAAGAUUCUGUUGCACGUGCGAUCACUUUCGCUGGAGCUGGCCAAGCACAAGCACAAACUGGCAGCACAGCUGUGUCAUGAUUAUCUUGCACUGGAACCGGCAAAGCUAUUCAAGUGUCCCAACAUACAGCUCACCCGAACCGACCACCGGAAGCUCCUGCACAAGUUGCGCUCGACCCAGAGCGGCUCUGGCUGCUCGGUAACGGAAGUGACCGUGCCGGCCAAGGUUGCACCGCCCAAGCUAGAGCGACAGUCGUCGCUGAAAACGAAACUGCUGCAGUACAAACCGAACUGGUCCGUUUCCUACACGCAGGAUAUCAAGUGUGAUGAUGUGGUGCUGAAGAUAUCACAACUUGCUCAAAAACGCACGCUAAAUGUGAACUUACGACCUGUUGCCACCGGGAACUGGGGCUGUGGCGCAAGCAAAAGGGGAGACGUGCAGCUCAAAAUGGUGAUCCAGUGGAUGGCCGCUAGUGUCGCUGGUUUGCCUUACCUUAGCUAUUACACUGCGGGCAACGAGAAACUAUCGAAGCUCGAUACGAUUUGCCGGGUGCUGAAGGACCGCAAGUGGACCGUGGGUGAACUGGCUGCUGCAACACUGAGCCAUGCUCGGGAUAUCUUGGAGGAUCCGUUCUACUACAACAAUGAUCGCAAUUACUGCAUGUUUUUCGAGAAGUUGAUCGGACUAGAGAAGGUACAUUGAGCUCCACCCUUGCAUCGGAAGUAACUUCAACAAUUGUAAAAAAAAGACAACUAAGCUAAGAUUUCUCCCAACGAUCGAAACGGUGGCGUAGGUGAGAAGAGAAAUAUCAAAAGCAAUACAAUGGAACAUUUUGUACACGUGUACAGAUAACGGAACCAUCGAGGAAAAGGAAAACUUUUCAAAAGACGAUACGUUGACCCUAGUUUCAAUUAGAGCACGCCACCCUGCCGCAGCUGCUUGAAAACUCAAUUAAGACGAACGAAGGCGAAAAAACGAACACAAAACUUUAAGUCAAAUGUCUUCCUCGAAGUGUGUAGGGAAUCGAGUAACAGUGCAUAUACCGUCUCCUUUGCCUUGUAGCUGACUGCCUGGGCCAAAGAAGAUCGCUAACGGGGAGUAGGAUGGUCGAUACAUUAUAUGAACAAAAGCUCCGUGACAGAAACUUUACAUUAAUGUAGAAAAUCAUUUAGCUAGCUUGUUCUCACAGAGCACAACAAAAGACGCUUACUUUGUCAAAUUAUGUAACAAAAAAUAUGAAAAAAAAAAGAUUUGGUAGAUUGUUGUUGGCCAUAGGAAGUGGGAAAAAUUGUAUGAUUGGCAAAACUGUCCAUACGAAAUGGCAAGCUGCUUGAUUUUUGUUAAACUCAAGCAUAGUUGAACGAAUCGGGUGUUUGCCAUUAAAAGGUUAAAAAACUACAACAACGAGAUGGGAAGUAACCGACUCAGAAUGGAAAGAUAGUUUGGACGUUCAACAAACACAUUUGCCAAAGUAAUAAUUGUGAAAGGGAGGUAUUCGGUUGUCUUUAAGACCUAGGCUAGAACAAUAAACAUUAUUACUUUUAGAAUA
Molecule: messenger RNA, 5214 nt
Organism: Anopheles coluzzii
Lineage: Eukaryota; Metazoa; Arthropoda; Insecta; Diptera; Culicidae
Exons: 8
Coding region: 1485-4367 (960 amino acids)
Biological process (GO): ATP generation from poly-ADP-D-ribose; regulation of DNA repair; nucleotide-sugar metabolic process
Cellular component (GO): nucleus; cytoplasm
Molecular function (GO): poly(ADP-ribose) glycohydrolase activity
Source: RefSeq, a predicted model, not a curated record